Molecule: messenger RNA, 2673 nt
Organism: Carya illinoinensis
Lineage: Eukaryota; Viridiplantae; Streptophyta; Magnoliopsida; Fagales; Juglandaceae
Product: disease resistance protein RPV1-like
Exons: 4
Coding region: 145-2418 (757 amino acids)
Biological process (GO): signal transduction; defense response
Molecular function (GO): ADP binding; ATP hydrolysis activity
Source: RefSeq, a predicted model, not a curated record
GAUUAAUUGGUAGAUCAUGAUAUGGUGUGAGAAAGCGGCAUGGACUUCUCUUUACUUAGGAGAAUCGAUGAUAACCAACUCUCUACAUAAAUCCAGCACGUAGAUUCAGGCAUUACAUACACACUAUCCUGACUAAUUUAUUCCAUGGCCUCUUCUUCAUCCUCUUCUUCUGAUACCUCUCCAUGGCUCCAUGAUGUGUUCUUGAGCUUCAGAGGAGAAGAUGCUGGAUGUAAUUUUAUUUCCCAUCUGUACAAAGCUUUGCUUCAAAAGGGAAUCUGCACCUACGUAGAUAACCAAUUAGAAAGAGAUACUGAGAUCUUACUCCAACUUCUCCGAAACAUAGAAGGUUCAAGGAUUUCCAUCAUUAUACUCUCAAAAAAUUUUGCAUUGUCAACAUGGUGUUUGAACGAAUUAUUGAUGGUGCUGGAGAGUAAAGAAUCAAAGCAACAAAUAGUUCUACCUGUAUUUUACCAUGUAGAUCCAUCGGAUGUACGCCAUCAAAGAGAUAGUUUUGGCAUAGCAUUGGCUGAACAUGCUGAUAGAUUGAAUGGAGCCAUGGAGUUGCAGAUGUGGAAGGCAGCCCUACGAGACGUUGCCAAUUUGUCCGGAUACCAUUUGACUCCUGACCGGAACGAGUCUGAAGUUAUUCAAAAAAUCGUUAAAGACGUCUCAACAAUAGUAGCACGAUAUUCAUAUUUACAUGUUGCAAAGUAUCCAGUUGGAUUAGGGUACUCCCAGAACAUCGUGAAUUUGCAUUUAAGUGUUGGGAGAAAUGACGUACGAAUGGUAGGGAUCUUAGGAGCUCCUGGUAUUGGUAAGACAACUCUAGCCAAAGCAAUUUAUAACUCGAUUGCUUUUAAAUUUGAGGAUACUUGUUUUUUUGAAAAUAUUAGUGACACUUCAAAUCAAGCACAUGGUUUGGCCCAAUUGCAACAGAUCCUUCUUUCUAUGAUCUUUGGAAAUCGUAGAAGUUUGAAUAUUGAUAGUAUUGAUACGGGAAUCAAUAUGAUAAAGCGCAUGCUUGGUUCCAAAAGAGUUCUUUUAAUUCUUGAUGAUGUUGACCACUUGACCCAAUUAGAAACAUUAGCAGGAGCUUGUGAUUGGUUUGGUAAGGGAAGUAGAAUCAUCAUCACAACAAGAGAUCAACACUUGUUGACUACUCAUGGAGUUGAUUCAACAUACAAGAUGACAGAAUUGAAUCACCGUGAUGCUUUGCAAUUAUUUUGUUGGCAUGCUUUCGGAAGUGAGAAACCAGUUGAGGGUUAUGAAAAAUUUGUAGAACAAAUCGUAAAUUAUGCUGGGUGCCUUCCACUAGCUUUAGAGGUGUUGGGUUCGAAUUUUUAUGGUAGAAGUAAAAGUCAGUGGAAAAGUUUGAUGGAUGAGUACAAGAAAAUCCCUCACCAAGAUAUUCAAGAAGUACUUCAAACAAGUUAUGAUAAGUUAAGUGAAAAUGAAAAGAAUGUUUUUCUUGACAUUGCAUGCUUUUUCAAUGGACAAUUACGGCUUGAUGAUGUCACUGUAAAGAUACUAGAUAGUUUUGGUUUUUGUCCAAACAUUUCGAUCCAAAGGCUUAGGGAUAAGUGUCUUAUUUCGGAGUUUAAUGGAAGACUGCAAAUGCAUAACUUGUUACGAGAUAUGGGUAGAGAAGUUGUUCGACAAGAAUCGCCCACAAAUCCAGGAGCACGUAGCAGAUUAUUCUUUCAUAAAGACAUUCGCGAAGUACUGGAGUAUGAUAUAGCAACAGAUAGAGUUGAAGCAAUUGUUAUAGAUUUACCUGAAGGUGAUGAUAUCAUUUGCUUGAGUCCCAAUGCCUUCAAGAAUAUGAAAAGACUCAGAUUAUUUAGAUGCCACAAUGCACACUUUUCUGAAGAACUUAAUUGUCUACCUAAUGGAUUAAGAGUGCUUGAUUGGCCUAAUUGUCCUUUACAAUCUAUGCCAUCAAAAUUUCGUGGAGACAAACUCCUUAUUCUACGAAUGCCCAGUAGUCACAUCCAGAAGAUACGGUUCAAAUUUAAGAAUCUCAUGGUUAUGAAUUUCCGUGGUUGUGAAUUCUUAACGAAAAUCUCGGAUAUUUCAAAGUGCUCAAAUUUGCAACAAAUGGAUUUUAAAGACUGUAAAAAUCUAGUCAAAGUUCAUAAGUCUGUUGCAUUACUUGAUAAGCUUGUUAGGUUGAAUCUUAGUGGAUGUAACAACCUAAAGAGCUUUCCAAGGGGACUGCUGUUGAGAUCUCUGCAAUUCCUUGAUGUCCAUUUGGAUGCACCCGUUGAAGAUAUUGGAAAUUUAGCAAAUCCAAUGGAUCAUGGAAGUCAACUUUCUAAGAGGCGUCGUGUUGAUUAUGACAACGACCAAGAUGAUCACAACAUUGAAUCCAACUUGUUGACUUCACAUUUGUUUCAAACUCAAACGUCUCAAUAUUAGGUGCGGGAGGUCGAGGGCGCCACGUUACUUAUGAUGAAAAUGAUGUAGCGGCUUUUUGUGGGAAGGGUAUCUAUAUAUUAAAUGAGUUGAAUCUCUAUUUCAUUUCAUUAAUUUUCACGCCACGGCCUAUUAGAAUUUUUUUUUUUUUUUCAUUAGGAGAAUGUUAGAUCUAUAAAUUGAUUCUAUAAAAAUAUACAUGACUUGAGAUGAGAUGAGACGCUAGAUGGUACAAUUAACAAUAUUUCUUUUACUGAA